Molecule: messenger RNA, 1147 nt
Organism: Juglans microcarpa x Juglans regia
Lineage: Eukaryota; Viridiplantae; Streptophyta; Magnoliopsida; Fagales; Juglandaceae
Product: RING-H2 finger protein ATL79-like
Exons: 1
Coding region: 223-807 (194 amino acids)
Source: RefSeq, a predicted model, not a curated record
UUCCUGAAUGCAGAUUGGUUCCCUGCAUGAAACUGUUCUGUCACUGAUCUACCUCUUCAUUACAAACUAAAUCUUGCGUACAAAACACACGUGUGUGUGUGUGUGUCUCUCUCUCUCUAUAUAUAUAUGUAUAUGUAUAGAGCAGCAAAAACCCAUUGAUUUUCAGUGGCCAUUAGGGUUUGUUUCGAUGUGUGUGUUUCUCACUUCUCACUGUUGAAAACCAUGAAUCCAUUUUCAACACCACAGCAUUCUCGCAAACUCCUAAAUGCGAUGAAGGGCUCGGCCUUGGCACCACAACCCCACGUUAGACCCCCAGAAAGAACCAUAAGUGUUGUCAUCACCAUCAUCGUCAUGGUCAUGCUCAUCUGCACUUUGGUCAUUCACUUAAUCUUUACUUGCUUCCGCCGACGCCAACACUCCGUUCAUCAGCCUCCACCUGCGACAUCGUCAUCUCAUAGCGACGAUCUCGCUGCCCUUCCUACUUUCAUCUACUCCGAAGACUCGGUCUCGGCUUCUUGUUCUUCUUCCAUGGCGUCGUCAUCGGACUCCCAGCCGAUUUGCGCGAUAUGUUUGGCGGAGUUCGUGCAUGGCGAAAUUCUCAGGGUUUUGCCUAGGUGCAACCACUUGUAUCACAAGGAAUGUAUCGAUCAAUGGUUGGUGGUGGGGUCCCUCAGCUGCCCCAUUUGUAGGGACCGAACGAUCGAUCAGGAUGUCGAGCCCAAGAGGAGCCGCUGCACUCACUCUAAUGGGGUCGGCGAUCCAUCCAUGUUUCCGACUCUCAACUUUACUACCAAUCACUUGCAGUAAAUUUUUGUUUUUCCUAUUUUCUUAUAUAUUUGGUUCAUUCUUUUUAAGCUUAGGCUCUGUUUGGCUUCUGGGAAACCUCUGAACAUGAAGAGGGCUCAACAACAACCUCAGCAACCAAACAUAGCGCGAGAUCCUUGGUGAAAGUUUGGGUAUUGAUUUGAGUCUGAAGAGUACUAUUUGCAAUCAAACAAUUUUGUCAGCUUUUGAGUGUGAAAUAUUUGCGGCUUGAUCAGAUCUUGUUUCAAUUAUGUGACAUUUGGUAUUAAUGAUUUUGUGUUCUUAAUUGUUCUCUAGUUCCUGAGAAUAAAUAUUCUUGCUUGAUUAGAAUACCAAAGUUUUA